Messenger RNA from Adineta steineri, 2175 nucleotides. The record is from the annotation of a GenBank genome assembly. Lineage: Eukaryota; Metazoa; Rotifera; Eurotatoria; Adinetida; Adinetidae.
AUGGCUGAUUUUGUUUUUGGUGAUUUUUCUGAACAAGAAGCCGACAAACUCUUUGGUCAUGAUAAACAAGGAGUUAAAUUUCCAUGGGGUACAGAAGAUUGUACAAAUACUACUAUUGAAUUUGGUUUUGAUGUUCCAUCAGUAAUAUCACCAGCAGGCGGUGUUGGUGUAGUUUAUUCAUGUAAUGGUAGUUUAUCUCAUCAAGAAUCAACAAAUUCUGCUUUAACAUCUCCUCCCUAUUCAUCAAAAAGUUCAUCAAUUGAAAAUGUUAAAAUAAAAAAACAAUCAUCAUCAUCAUCACAUAAUCGUCAUGAUAGUGAUAGAAAAUUAAAGAAAAAACGUCCACCUAAUUAUUAUACACAAGAAUAUCAACAAAUGCUUGAACCAGCAACACUUCAACAACAAAAAUCUAAUGAUAUUAAAGAACAAACACCAAAUAUAGAACAAAAUACUAAUGAUCCUAAAUAUAUGUCAUGUGUACAAUGGAUUGAUUCAACAAGACAACAUCAACAUGAUGAUAAACAAUCAACGAAUGAUGAAGAUGAAAUUGAAUCAGAUACUCAUGACACAACAACUGAUACAGAUAAUGAUAGUGAUCAUCCACAAAAUAUAUCAAUUAAUAAAACAUUAUUAAAUAAUAAUAAUAAUAAUGAUCUAUCUAUUUAUUCAACAUCUGUUGCUAGUGGAGCUUCAAUUGAAACAUUAAAACCUUCAUCAGAUAAUCUCUCAUCAUCAAUGAAAUCUAAACCAGUAUCAUGGGCAGAUUUAUUCCGUGGUAACCAACCUAAUCCAACUUCAACACAACCAUCAUCCUCAACAACAGCAGCAGCAGCAACAACAACAACAGCAACUAAUGCCGCACAACAAUCUAGUCCUAUUCAAAAAGUUCCAACAGCAGCAGCAGUACCACAACAAAAUGGAAAAAAUAACGCAACGAAUAGUUUCUAUUCAAAAACAAAUUAUCAUGUUUAUAAUAGCAACGGAGAAGACUCAAGAUCAUUAGAAGAUUAUUUUUCUAAAUGUGAAUUACGUCCAUCAGCUAUGGCUAUUAAACCUCGUGGAUUAAUGAAUAAAAGUAACUACUGUUACGUUAAUGCUACUCUUCAAUCACUUCUUGCUUGUCCUGCUUUCUUUAAUGUAAUGAAAUAUAUCCCACUCAAUGAAGAUACAGAUAAUCAUAAUGUUCCAUGUAUUAGAGCUCUACAUUCAUUUGUUAAUCAAUUUGAAAAAAUGGAUCGAAGUAAAUCAAAUUCAAAUCAUAAAGAUAUUAUAUGUGGCCCAUCAUUUGAACCACUUAAUGUUCUUCAAGAAUUAUCUCGUCUUCGUCAUAUACCUGUUGAAAUAAUAAAAACUAAACAAGAAGAUGCACAUGAAUUAUUAUGUCAAUUAUUAAGUGAAUUACAUGAUGAAAUUUGUCAAAUUUUAUAUAAUGCAUCAACGAAUAAAAAUGAAGAAUCUACUUCAAGUUCAGAUUUAUCAACAUUAACAACUGAUUUACAAUUAAAUGGUGAGGAAAAAUCUGAAGAUUGGCUUCAAGUUGGAAAACGUAAUCGUACACAUGUUUUACGAACGAAUGAAAUUCGAAAAAGUCUUAUUGCUGAUAUAUUUGCUGGAAAAUUUCGUUCAACAGUACAUAGUUCUGGAAAUCAAAAAUCAGUCGUACAUGAACCAUUUUUCACCCUUUCACUCGAUAUUAAAGACCCAAAAAUAAUUACACUAGAUGAUGCUCUUCUACGUUUCUGUGAACAAUCAGCACUUUCCGAUUAUGUUGAUAGUAAAAAUCGUCAAAAUAUCCAUACAAAUAAAACAAUGUUAAUUGAACAUUUACCACCUAUACUUAUUAUUCAUUUAAAAUGUUUUGUCUAUGAUGAAACAGAUGGAAUUAAAAAAAUAAAUAAAUCUUUAAAUUAUACCGUUAAUUUAACAUUACCAAAAAAUAUAUUAACUGAACAAGCUCGAAAACAAUAUCAAGAUCGAUAUAAAUUAUUUGCUGUUGAAUAUCAUCAAGGUGAUCAAGCAACUAAAGGACAUUAUAUAACUGAUGUAUUUCAUCCAGGUCUUCAAGGAUGGGUAAGAUUUGAUGAUGGAAAUGUUCAUGUUGUUACAUCAAAUCAAGUUAUUAAUCCAACAUUUGAUAAACUUACGCCUUAUUUACUAUUUUAUCGUCGUGAUUAA